Ailuropoda melanoleuca (giant panda) is the source of this 3033-nucleotide messenger RNA. It is a transcript of the gene CEP76, whose product is annotated as centrosomal protein 76. The coding region runs from base 366 to 2351 and encodes 661 amino acids. Gene Ontology annotation, biological process: regulation of centriole replication. Gene Ontology annotation, cellular component: centriole. Lineage: Eukaryota; Metazoa; Chordata; Mammalia; Carnivora; Ursidae. The transcript has 12 exons. The record is from RefSeq and is a predicted model, not a curated record.
AAGGGCCCGCGACUGGGGAAAGAUGGGGGCGGGCAGUGCCUGCGGAGACCCCAGCAGGGCAGGCCGAUGGGGAACGCUGAGCUGGCGGGAUGGGGACCGCCAGGGAAGGGAGCGGCAGGCGGAGGGAGUCAGGCAGGGAGGGGGGCAGCCCGAGCCCUGGUAGUCCGCGCCGUUUGAAAGCAACAGUUGAGCGCCGCCGCUGCCUCGGCUCCCGCCCAGCCCCGGCCCUGACGCGGCGUCGCGCCCCUCGGGAGCUGCGUGAGGCCGAGCGGUCGCGCCGGCUCUGGUCAGCCGCGACUGGCGUUCCGGGGCUGGCCGGGGCGCGCCCGAAGCGUGGAGAAGCGCGGUGAGGCGCCGGCCCCAGCAUGUCGCUGCCUCCGGAGAAAGCCUCGGAGCUGAAGCAGCUCAUCCACCAGCAGCUGAGCAAGAUGGAUGUCCAUGGCAGAAUAAGAGAAAUCCUUGCUGAGACAAUACGGGAAGAAUUGGCACCGGAUCAACAACAGUUAUCAACCGAAGAUUUGAUCAAAGCCCUUAGACGUCGGGGAAUCAUUGAUGAUGUGAUGAAAGAACUUAAUUUUGUUACUGACAGUGUUGAUCAAGAACUACCUUCCUCUCCAAAACAACCUGUUUGCUUUACUGAUAGACAAUCAACGUUGUUAAAAAAAACUAAUAUUGAUCCAACACGGAGGUAUCUUUACCUUCAGGUUUUGGGUGGAAAAGCUUUCUUGGAACAUCUACAAGAACCUGAGCCUUUACCAGGACAAGUUUGUUCAACCUUUACUUUAUGUUUACAUUUUCGAAACCAACGUUUUCGUUCUAAACCUGUUCCAUGUGCCUGUGAACCAGAUUUUCAUGAUGGCUUUUUACUUGAAGUACACAGAGAAAGCUUAGGUGAUGGAACUAGAAUGGCUGAUUCAACAACAAUGUUAUCAAUAAGUGAUCCAGUUCAUAUGGUGCUAAUCAAAACAGACAUAUUUGGUGAGACUACUUUGGUAGCAUCCUAUUUUCUUGAAUGGCGAUCAGUUUUGGGCUCAGAAAAUGGAAUGAGCAGUCUUACUGUGGAACUUAUGGGUGUAGGCACGGAAUCAAAAGUUUCUGUGGGAAUUUUAAAUAUAAAACUUGAGAUGUACCCACCACUCAAUCAAACAUUAUCUCAAGAAGUAGUCAACACACAGCUUGCUUUGGAACGUCAGAAAACUGCAGAGAAAGAGCGAUUAUUUCUUGUAUACGCAAAGCAGUGGUGGAGAGAAUAUUUGCAAAUUCGACCCUCACACAACUCACGGCUGGUUAAGAUUUUUGCACAGGAUGAAAAUGGGAUAAAUAGACCAGUUUGUUCCUAUAUUAAACCUCUUCGAGCUGGGAGGCUUCUGGAUACUCCAAGGCAAGCAGCAAGAUUUGUUAAUGUCCUUGGUUAUGAAAGAGCCCCUGUUAUUGGAGGAGGAGGUAAACAGGAACAGUGGUGCACUCUGCUGGCCUUUCUCUGUAGAAACAAGGGUGACUGUGAGGAUCAUGCUAAUCUUCUAUGCAGCCUUCUUCUUGGGUAUGGGUUAGAAGCCUUUGUCUGUGUUGGGACUAAGGCAAAAGGAGUACCUCACGCAUGGGUUAUGACCUGUGGAACUGAUGGAACUAUCACUUUUUGGGAGAGUUUAACAGGACACAGGUACAUCCACAAACCUGCCAAUCCUGAUGCAUCUCCAGUUGCCGAACAGCCCAAACCGUUGCACCCAUAUCGAACAGUUGGUUGUGUUUUCAAUCAUCAGAUGUUCCUGGGGAACUGUCAGCCUUCUGACUCGGUGGAAACCUGUGUAUUUGAUCUGAAUGAUGAAUCCAAAUGGAAACCGAUGAGUGAAGAAGCGAUCAAAUCUGUGUGUGCUCCGGGAGCUACAACGUCCCUUCCUCCCUUUCCCCCUCUAUGUGCAUCCACAAUUGAUGCUUCAGUAACAAGCAAUGAAAUAGAAAUGCAGCUAAGGCUGCUAGUGUCAGAACACAGGAAGGAUCUUGGUCUCACUACUGUUUGGGAAGACCAGCUUUCCUAUCUCUUAUCACCCGCUUUGGCUUCUUAUGAAUUUGAGCGUACAACAAGUAUAUCUGCAGGCAAUGAAGAAUUUCAAGAUGCCAUAAGGAGGGCUGUACCUGAUGGUCACACAUUUAAAGGGUUCCCAAUACAUUUUGUAUAUAGAAAUGCAAGGCGUGCAUUUGCCACAUGUCUUCGGUCUCCUUUCUGUGAAGAGAUAAUCUGUUGCCGUGGAGACCAGGUGCGACUGGCAGUUCGUGUCCGAGUGUUUACUUACCCUGAAUCUGCAUGUGCUGUUUGGAUCAUGUUUGCUUGUAAAUAUCGCUCGGUAUUAUAAGACUAACAUUUCUAUAAGAAUAUACCUGUGUUUUAUUGUGUAUUGUAUAUUACUAGCUGUUUAGAGGUUAUUAUUUUAAAAAUCACAUUCUGGCUUGGAUGUCAUAUUUCACUUUUGUAUAUACCUGACUGAUAAUGUUUGAAAAAAAUCGUGUGUAUUUAAAAAUUAAGGUUAAAAAAAUUAUAUAAAUCUGAGUGGAAUUUAGUAUAAAUUAAGUGUAUAUUUUAUUUUAAUAAAUGCUACUUUGUUUAUAGGUAUUCAGUAGUUUAAAUAUGAAUAUAAAAUUUACUCAGUUUUCUUUAACAGAUAAUCAGAGAUAUUUAUUUGUCUAAGGGUUUGAGCCAUAGUAAAAUCAAUAUGAUCAUUAUUUCUCAUAGAUUAAUGGAAUUAUUUUAUAUAAAUUAGGAGAAGUUAGCCUCACAACAGAUUUAUUUAUUAAAUAGAUGAAAAUACAUUUUGAUGAAUUAUCAGUUUUGUGGUUUACCCAUGGCCAUAGGGAUAUUUGUGACUUUCCAGGGAUUUAUGGGAAGACUUUGAUGCAAGAGUAGGAAAAACUACUAGCAGAAAAGCAUAAAUAAUAAUAACAAAACAAACCUCACAUAAAAGUACAUAAAUAAUUAAUAAUAUGUUCGUUUGAUCCAUUAUAAAAAUGAGUAUUUUUUUAUUUUUUAAAUUUUUCAAU